CUAUUAACAACGAAACUUUCUGUGGCUGAGUUUUAACUGUCAAGACUUCAACCUCAUGAUUGAUGGUGCAGUAGUAGUUGCGACAUCGCUGCCAAUACGGCGACCACAGCAGUUUGGUUCAUGGCCGGCACGAGCACUUUUCCUCCUCCCAUGACUGGAUCGACGCCUGUUGAAGUCCCUAGAAUCAACGGUGUUGGUCCUUUGCUCCACAGAAUUGGUGCUUCUCUCAUGCCGCUUCGAAUUGCAACGAAAAGUAAUGGCGUCUUCGCUUGUAGUAGUCGGAGUUCUUGUUCAAAUCUUGCCCUUGCUGAGGGACCUUCAUGCAUCUUUGUUGGACCUAUCGAGACCGCCAGUAAGGAAACCUUAGAAGCUCUGUACCGUCAGGCACGAGAUGCUUAUUACAGCGGGAAGCCUUUGAUUGUUGAUGACAUGUUUGAUAAAGUAGAGCUGAAAUUGCGCUGGUAUGGCUCAAAAUCUGUUGUGAAGUAUCCCCGUUGCAGUCUUAGGCGGCAAUCAACAUAUGCAGAUGCUGAGGAAGAUCACUCUCAGGUUUUGGCAUUAGCUAGCGUUUGGACCCUUAUACUUGCAUUUGGUGGCUUAGCUUUUCUGGUGCCUACCAUCUACACUGUUGGUCGGGCUUAUCAGGAUGCAUUCACCUCAAAGUUUUUAUCAAGUAGCUCGUCAUCUACAUUAGAAUUUCUUUCCAUGGUGAAUGGCAUCCUCUUAAUGGCUUUGGGGUCCCUGAUAGGUUAUCCUAUUGCAUCAGCUUCUGUCAGAGCACUUCAAGGCCUGUGGAGAAACAACUUGGUGGCAUUAAAGGGACCGUGCCCAAACUGCACGGAGGAGGUUUAUGCAUUUGUGAGGGCAGAUCAAUUCAAUCAAGUUCCCCAUAGAGCAGAUUGUCACGUAUGUCAGUGCACUCUAGAAUUCCGCACCAAAGUCGAGAAAUCCAUUUCAAGACCAAGUGGACGUUGGGUCUAUGGUCGCAUUUACCUGGUCCCAGGUAGGGGCGCAAACUGUCAUCAAAGAUGGAUGUAGAAGAGGUGGUGUUUCCAUUAUUAUCUUGGCUUGUCUGGUCUCUUAGCUUAUGUACAGUAAUUUCAUUCUUUCUUCUUGUUCAACUAAGUGUAAUGAGGAGAACUUGUAACUGCCUUGGGCAGUGACAUAUCACAUCAGAAUCAAACUGAGAGUUCCGUCAUUGAAGAUUGUAUGGGAUGAUUUUCCGACCUCAGAUUAAUAGCAUCCUGGCCAGUUUAAUUGUCGAAUUUUUACUGCAUCUAUUUCUGCCCAGGAGGGGAUACUAUCACAUGAAAAUUUUCACUCA
Molecule: messenger RNA, 1324 nt
Organism: Telopea speciosissima
Lineage: Eukaryota; Viridiplantae; Streptophyta; Magnoliopsida; Proteales; Proteaceae
Exons: 7
Coding region: 121-1038 (305 amino acids)
Biological process (GO): photosynthetic electron transport in photosystem I
Cellular component (GO): chloroplast thylakoid membrane
Molecular function (GO): oxidoreductase activity, acting on iron-sulfur proteins as donors
Source: RefSeq, a predicted model, not a curated record